Messenger RNA from Lagopus muta (rock ptarmigan), 3427 nucleotides. RefSeq names its product dual specificity protein phosphatase 22-A-like. The record is from RefSeq and is a predicted model, not a curated record. Gene Ontology annotation, molecular function: protein tyrosine/serine/threonine phosphatase activity. Lineage: Eukaryota; Metazoa; Chordata; Aves; Galliformes; Phasianidae. Gene Ontology annotation, cellular component: cytosol. The coding region runs from base 1830 to 2366 and encodes 178 amino acids. Gene Ontology annotation, biological process: positive regulation of JNK cascade; transforming growth factor beta receptor signaling pathway; regulation of cell population proliferation. The transcript is spliced from 5 exons.
AGGGACACAGGGGGGAUGCUGCGUUGGCAUCCAGUGCUGGGGGUGGAACAGCUGGGGGGCGCACGGAGCCUCCCGGGAGGGUUUGUAGCUGAUGGAGGCUGUGGCUGAGGGUGUCCGACCCAUGGUGCUGCCCCUGGUAGGGGCCACGAGAGGGCAGCGGAGCCACACGCACGGCACUGCCGGAUCCGCAUCCACCCCCGGUGCUCAGGAUGGGGCUUGGGGAGGGCUCUGCCUGCUCACCUCCACGUCGGGCAGCCCCUGAGGGGGAUCUUCCAUCCUGGACCGAAUCACCUGAGAUCACUCCCCGUCCCUCCAGUGUUGAUCCCAUUUUCUGGCGUUGGGUUUGGGGAAUGAGCAUUGAGGAAUGCUUUAAAAUCCUGGAAUCCUGAAAAUAAGAAGUGAAGGAGGUGCGUAGGAGGCAGUUGUACCUUAUUCCAUGUCCCCAAAGUGGUGUAAUGCUCUGUCACUACAGGGAGUGACAGCUGAUGGCUUCUCCCCAUCUCAUGGAUGCCUGCUGCUGUCCUAUGGGAAGGGGAAAGGAAUUGAAGGAGGGAAACUGAGGUUGGAAGGAGCUGCUGGGUGUGAGUGUGCUGGGUGCACGCAGGGUGAGCAGCCCAUGGGUCCGUGCAUGGGAGGUGGUCUUCCCUGCCAAGACAUUGAGCAAUGAAACUGAGGAGAGAGGAGGAAGGAAGGUGCAGAAAAUGGGGUCAAAGAACUGGUUUGUUCAGGGAAGGUGCAGCAGCUGGGGCGUGGGGCAUGGCCAUAUAGGCAGCAGCCUGCCUAGGCAGCUUGCAGCCCGCAGCAGUGCACAGAGCCAGUGGAAAGGGGAACAGGAAAAGCAUGGUGGGUUGAGCAAUGUGUCAAUCACAGCCCCUGGCCGGGGACCGCAAACCCCAGCAGCGUUCCCAUGCCUGCAGCCCAGCUUCCCUCCCCCAAGUUGGGAUGGAGGCACGUGGUCCUGUGGGGAAGGGGAAGCCACCUGGGGUCCAGCUGAAUGUAUUGAGUCCUACCAUUGGCAUGCUGGCUUUCCCAGCUUGGUGGGUUUCCUCGCUCAUCCAGGUGCUGGGAAACUGCAAUGCAUCAUAGCUCAUCCCAGUUGGAAAUCAUCCCACAAGAUCUUGCUUGUCCUUGUGUCCCAGCUCUGUUGUCCCAUUGCAACUUGCUUGCCAGAGUGCUGUGGUUUGCUGGGUGUAGGAAUGCACCAAGCAGCAGGUUGGAGAGGAUCAGGAUCGUAUCACAGUACCCUUAAGGUUGAUAAAGACCCCUCUAAUCUCCAAGCCCAUCCCAUCAUGCCUGCUGACCCUGUCCCUGUGUACCAGGUCUUGAACUCUUCCAGAUAUGGUGACUCCACCACCUCCAUUAGAAAUGCAUCAUAUGGUCUCCAUCCCACUGGGGGCUGUGGGAUCAGUGUGGGAUGGGGCCAGGGAAAGGCAAUGGGAUGGAGGGGAGAUGCUUGGGGAAACCCCGUGUGCUUCUCCUAGCAACGUGGGUCUUUCCAAUGUGGGAAUGUCCCUGUGAUGGCCAUGCCCAUCCAGCUCUCAUCCUUCCCUUUGACAUUCACUUGGAAUAAUUGGCUUUUUCCAGCCUUUUCAUGAAAGGAAGCAAGAGCAGCUUUGGGCAGCGGUGUUAUAGGGAGAUGAAUGGAGAUGGGGCAACCCCUGGUGUGCCGUGCUGGGCUGUGUCAGCUCUGUCUGGUGAGAUUUCCACCCGAUUUGCUAAGAAGAAAAAAAAUGAGAUGAAAAGGGUCUAAUUUUAGCUCGGAACAGGGAGGAUCGAGGAAGCGAUGCUCUAAAGAAAGUGUAAUCUGACCUACGCCAACAUGUGGCAGGAUGAUUCCUUGUGUAUUAAAGGAACCAGGAGGAAAUAACUCAUUGAUGAGUGACUUCAUGGCUGACAUGACUUAUCUCUGUAUCUCGGCCUCUGAUUCUUCCAGUCAAAACCUCAGGAUGCAGCACUUUAAGGAGAGCAUCAAGUUCAUCCACGAGUGCCGGCUCCGUGGGGGAGGCUGCCUUGUCCAUUGCCUGGCCGGGGUGUCCCGCAGCACCACCAUCGUGGUGGCAUACCUGAUGACAGUGACAGAGCUGGGCUGGGAGCGCUGCCUGGCUGCCACCAAGGCUGUGCGCUCCUAUGCCAGCCCCAACUUCGGCUUCCAGCAGCAGCUGCAGGAAUACGAGCAGACCUUGCUGAAGGAGUACCGUGCCUGGAUCCGUCACGAUUAUGGCAGGAACCCCUUCCAGGAUCAGGAGGAGCUGCAGCGUUUGUUGGCCCAGCAGGAGCAAAGUGGAAGCAGGGAAGGCUCCUGCACCUCUCCCCCGGCACCCAACCACCCACUGCCCAGCAGCAGGAGCCCGUGGAUGGACAGAUAGGCAGCAGCUGCUCCCAGAGGGACACUAUCUUUGUGCCUUGCAAAACGUGACAGCCGCCGUGCCCAGCGCCCAUGGGAUGCAGCUGCAGUGGGAUGCAGUGGGGUAAAGGCUGGGGCAGGACCCCACAGCUGCAGUUAUGCAGGGGCUGCUCUGCUGCUGCUUCUCAUGCACCAGCCCCGCCGUAUGGGAAAAAUCAAUUGUUACUGAGAAACAGAGAGGCAGAGCCUCACUCUGCAUUAAAGCCCUUCUCAGGGUCACCACGAGAGGAUCCAAUCCUUUAUUCAAGUAUUUCUAGGAAGUCCCUUAGUGGAAAUUUCUGGGUAUUGGAGCCUGUGAGUGGGACAAAACUGGUGCUGAGCUGCCAAGGAACAGGGGAUUGAUCAAAACCAUGGGGAUGGCUGCAGGGAUGGAGGGAUGGGCUGCGUUAUUCCAUAUAGAAGUGCCGCAGUAUCUGGGAAAGCACCCUGGGCAAUCAGUGGGGAAAAGGCCAAUAAGUGCUGAUGAUCAAGGGAGCUGGAGGGAAGUUGAGCAAACCUUGUAGACAUUGCAUCGAAUGCCUCGCUUAUCAUUUUAGGAAGCAGAAAAAUGGAACUCGUGCACAGGAAAAAGAGAAGAAAGUUGGUUUCUGGUGUCAAUAGGAAGUCAUCGCAGAUCUGUGAUAAGCAGAGAUUAGAUGUGCAGUAGGUGUGAUAACCUCAUGCUGCCACUUCAGCACCCAUCCCACGGUCUGCCCUGCCUUGUGGGCAUCCCAAGACUGCAGUGUUUCCCCUAACUCACCCCGGCUUGUGGGAACCACAGGGGAUGCCCCGAGCGAUUACAGCAUCACGGCAGCAUCUGCUGCCCAAAGAGCACCUCCUACCCCCACAUAGGUGCCAGGCAGCUGUAUUCCCACACGACUGCACGUUCUGUCCUCUCCAGCCCUGCUCCGUGUUUUGCCAACUCCCACAUCACCCAUGCAGGGGGUCAGCAGUGCAAUCCCCCCCUCCCUCCUGCUACAAGUGACCCUCAUCACAUCAGGCUGUGUUUGGCUCUCCGCACAUCUCACACAGGCUCUCCCAGCA